Messenger RNA from Punctularia strigosozonata HHB-11173 SS5, 3252 nucleotides. RefSeq names its product kinase-like protein. The transcript is spliced from 5 exons. Gene Ontology annotation, biological process: protein phosphorylation; intracellular signal transduction. Gene Ontology annotation, molecular function: ATP binding; protein serine/threonine kinase activity. Bases 1 to 3117 code for a protein of 1038 amino acids. Lineage: Eukaryota; Fungi; Basidiomycota; Agaricomycetes; Corticiales; Punctulariaceae. Gene Ontology annotation, cellular component: cytoplasm; nucleus. The record is from RefSeq and is a predicted model, not a curated record.
AUGUACCCGACCUCUCAUCAUGUCCAACCCGGUCAUAAUGCAAAUCAUAAUGCCGCUUACAAUACGCACCAACCACUCCCGAACGGCAACGGCCAUCACCACCACCACCACUCUCAACAUCCCAACGGACACUCACAUACGCAACCCCCGCCGCAGUCCCAUCGUCCACCCCCGGCACAAGCGGCGGCGCCUAAAGGGCGCAUCACCGUCUAUGCCGUACCCUCCAUCACCUUCAAGGGCGACGAUGUCAUUGUGGGCGACGCCCAAAGCACCUCCAGACGCUCCUAUACCCCACUCAAAAUGGUCGGCGAUGGGUCGUUCGGCACGGUGUGGUUGUGCGACUGGCACGAGCAGUUGCCCCCGAAGACCCCGCUUUCGGCCAUGCAAUGCAAUACUAAUCCACGGCCGGAAUAUGCGGGAAGGAGACUGGUAGCAGUGAAGCGGAUGAAGAAAAAGUGGGAGGGAGGUUGGGACGAGUGCAAGAAUCUCAAAGAGCUUGAGUCUUUACGCGCGAUUCCUUAUCACCAAAACAUCAUCCCACUAUACGACUUCUUUCUGCUGCCGGAGACUAAGGAACUGUACUUUGUCUUCGAGUCUAUGGAAGGCAACCUCUACCAACUCAUCAAAUCGCGUAGAGGUCGGCCUCUCGCCGGCGGGCUGGUAUCCUCCAUCUUUCGCCAGAUCAUCUCCGGGUUACAUCAUAUCCAUGCGUCUGGCUAUUUUCAUCGCGAUAUGAAACCUGAGAACCUGCUGGUGACGACGACCGGUCUGCACGACUACCGCAAUCUCAGUCCUCACGCCUUACCGGGAGCCCCGCCGGAGAAGGACGUCGUCGUCAUCGUCAAGCUCGCCGAUUUCGGCCUCGCGCGGGAGACGAAGAGCCGUCCGCCGUACACAGAGUACGUCUCGACCCGUUGGUACCGCGCUCCGGAGGUCCUCCUGCGGAGCAAAGACUAUUCAAAUCCUGUCGACAUGUGGGCGCUGGGCGCGAUCAUGGCGGAACUCGUCAACCUUCGGCCUCUUUUUCCCGGGCAGGACGAGAUCGAUCAGGUGACGAAGAUCUGCGCAGUGCUGGGUGACCCGGUGGAAGACUACGGCACUGAUCCGAGAGGCAAGCCGAUCGGUGGAGGGCAAUGGCCAAAGGGCAUCAAGAUGGCAAAGGCAGUCGGAUUUGCGUUUCCCAAGAUGAAACCGCACAAUCUUGCACGCCUCUUCGAUUCGAACGUCCAUCCGAAGCUGGUCGAAUGCAUCGUGGACCUCUUGCGGUAUGAUCCCCAAGAGCGCCUUACCAGCCUCCAGUGCAUACAGCAUGCUUACCUGCAAGAGACAACGCCACUAGUUGACCUGCCAGCACCCACCCUCCGAUAUGCCACCUCUGAACCCUCAGUACCCGUCGCAGCUUCAGCUCAUGCUCCUCGUCAAGCUGCAGAACUCCGAUCCUCCGAAUCCAUGCCAUCUGUUGUCGCACGGGAUGUGCCUUCUGCACAGGUGCAUGCCUCUGGUUCGCACCCCAACCUCCCAAAGGCGCCCUUCAAUGGCUCUCCGCAUCUACGGACCGGCGGUAUACCGGAUGCGGCUACCUCUCACCGUACCGCAUUCUACGCCUCCACGUCCUCCGUUACGCAGAGCCCGUCGCGUGCGACGACGGAUUAUGGGCGGCCGAUCGACGCCACGGUUGUUCCACCAGUGCCGGUGUAUGCCGGAGCGAGAUCGAACUCAUCGUGGCCCGAUGGACACAGUAUGGACACGUCGUCUGCGCAGCGCGCGGCAGCGCCGCCUGGCUCGCCCAUGGCUCAAGACUCGCAACCUCCGAGACCUCAGGUUCCGCAGGUGCAAGUCAACGGCAUGGACCCCCAAGCACCUGUGCAUGUUGGGAAGCCCGGCAAGUUCUUCGGCAAGAAAUGGGCGCUUGGCGGGAUGUUCGGCAGCGACAAGGCUCAUGCUCUUGCCGCUGGUGGACAGUCUCCAGCCGAGGAGUCAACCAUCUCAGCGUCUCCCACGGUGCAUACAUUGAAGCGUGCCAAGUCCAGUAGUCUCGAUGGUCAUACCAAUCCUGAGUUGACACUUUCUCCUGCGGAACUCAAGAAGCUGCAGAAGAAGGAGGCUGACCGGAUUCAGAAGGAAGCAGAGCGCUCGAAGCGUAUGCUUGCGGAAAAGAGGCAGCUGGAGCAGGCUCGUGCUGUCAUGCAGAAGCGCAGGCAGAUGGCCAACGCAGGUGGCAUCGUCGAUACACACAACGUGCCGUUACACUUCGUGCAUGGUGCUGCAGGAGUUGCCGCCGCGGAGAAGGAGAAGCAAGUCCCCUUGCUUCAGCCAAGACAAGUGGACACCAACAUGCUCAGUCCCUCCGCCGGUCAUGUCCCCGAACACAACGAUAGGAUGCUUGGCGCGCAUGCCGAGGAACGCUGGCGCGAAGACCACCACCGUAUGGCGAAGGCGCGUCGGCGCGACUGGGAUGACGAUCACUCCAUGUCUUCGUCGGACGUACAGAGCGUCGGCCGGAUGUCUGUCAUCUCCUUCGCCACCGUGGACAGUGACCCUGGCCCGCCACACUUACGACAUCGACCGAGUCUCUUCGGUUUGGAUCGGAUGACCAGUACAUCCAGCUUGCGAACCUCAUUCGGGGACAGCGAUCAGUUCCCUCAAUCCGUGAGGUCGUCGAACUCCUUGUCGCUGGAGCAGCAGCUCGCUUCGGAGUUCCGUAUGCGGGCCACCAUGGACGCCACCAGCUCACCACCGCCACUGAACAUGCUCACCCUGUCUCCGACGCAGCAUCGAUGGGAUCAGGUUCCGAAACGCGAAGGAUCAUUAUCUCCGGGAUUCCAACGACCAACACACAUCGACUUGCCUCCACCACGUUUUACCCCUCAAUCUUUCCAACCAGGUCAACAUAGCCCCUAUGAGCUCGGUAGCGAUCUCACCGCUCAUCCGAUGAGUCCGGGCGAGCUUCCGAAAUCGGCCAUUAAUCCCAUAUUUAAGGUUCCGACGUUACCCCCAGGUGCCUCGGAUUCCCCUGCAUCUCCUAAUGCGCUGCCCCCAUUCUCGCAUCUCGAGGCCGUCGCUGAAGGGGAAUACCCGCCAUUAUCCCCGAUGUCCUUCGCCGGGGGUGAGGAUUGAGCCCGGACUAGGAACAAAACCGUACACUCCUUCGCCUUUUUUUUCCCUUUUGCCAUAUUUAUACCGUUUUUUCUUGCUCUCGGCAUGUCUGUUUCCUCCUGCACCCAAUGCACGCAUCAUUCAUUGCAUCCGUUC